UUGACGAUCAAUUAUCAGUUGCCUAAACAGUUGAAGAUCGGACCUCGAGGCUAGCAAUACAAAAGUGUACUAUCAGGCUCAUGAUGUGCCCAGUUCUUCCGAACCUGGAGCAAAGAUUUGCUGGUUGAAACUCAUGCACGACUUCCUGCAACCAGCCAUCCGUAUAUUUUACAGUCUUGAGAAGCUGUGCAGGAGUAGCGGUCAUGAAUCACGUAUCCAAGAGCAAUUCUCCAUCCAUGCAAACAUGCGUGGAUAGUUCUUUGAAUUCUUACUUGGCGGUCGAGGUUUCGAACGUGGCGGGGGAGGAGCUGAAAGAGUUUGUGGGUGACAUCGAGAGUGUGGGAAAAGGAAAGCAAGAGGGAUUACUUUUGCAACCAGAAUUCCUCUCACAAGUGCCACAGGAUAAUGCAUGUGAGCAUGUUUUGUUCGAGGAAGAGAAGCAUGCAAGAAAGCUCCAGGUGGAAGAGUUAUACUUCGAUAACACUCGAGAUGAUUUGAGGCAACGAUGGCAGGUUUUAUCCCAGAAUCAAGAUCUUCUUUGGCAUAAAAAGAGGGUCUUUCAACUAUUCGGUCGUGUGAUGAUGCUGCUCGAAGAGAAGCUGUCAUGUGCCAAAGAAGUGGAGAAACUGAGUAAAACAUUGAGUGAAGAGAAGUGUUUAGAUCAGUCCAGUUUAACGUCGGAGACAGCGGCAUUCAGACAUGAUUCAUCUCCUUCUUUACGUGCUUUAAACUUUGACAUCAUGCACAAGCGAAGAAGUCCUUCUCCUACGCAUGGUUUUUCCCAAGAGAUCAGGAAAGGGACUUUCAAUCUUCAGUUAUCGGACUCUAGUCCUGGCUAUAUCAGUCUCACAACUUCAACGUCUUCAGGCUCACCUUUCUUGCAAUCAGAUCGUGGAGGAGUUGCAAGGGGACCUGCAUUUAAUUCAGUCGGUGAGCCUUAUUUCCCUUGUGAGUGGGGCAUGCCUUCGAAGCAGAUAUCAUCUAAAGUUGCCACCAUGUCAUUACCUCUAUCAGUGCAAGAAUCUCGAAUAAAAGAUCCUCCGUAUCCAAUAUUCUUUGAAAGAGAAGCCAGUCACUCAUUUCGCAAGUUUACUUCAUCGGAAGGAAGUCAAGUGCCCUUCGACGAGUUUAAAGGUUCAUCAAAUUCUUCUUCAACCCAACAUUCAUCUCCUGAUUAUGGAUUUCCGAUUCGUCCUCCAUCAUUUUAUUCUGAAGAUUACGAGAACAUUAAGUUGAGGAGAGCAUCAAGGAAGACUAUAAGUCAACAAGGUCAGUUCAAGACUGAGCUAUGCAAGAAUUGGGAGGAAAGGGGUGGUUGUCCAUAUACUGCAAACUGCCGGUUUGCGCAUGGUAUUGAAGAGCUUCGUCCGGUCGUUCGACACCCUUUGUAUAGGACUCAGAUUUGUAGAAUGCUUGUUGAAGGUAGGGAUUGUAUUUAUGGUCAUCGUUGUCAUUUCCGACAUUUUUAAGCAAAUGAGGAAAGGUUAACUGUUAACAGAAUUCAGAAGAAGCCAUACUGAUUUAGCAAUGUAAUAUUAUCGACACAUGUCAUGUUACGAUCACACAGUAGUUGCAUGAUAAGAAAUUGUGAUUAGGAGUCUAGUACUCACUCGGUUCAUGUAGUAGCAUCUUUCCAUCGAGCUAUCCAGAUGGCGUCUAUUCUUAUUAGUGUAUUAUUUGAUAGAACGAUACCUUAACCUCCGUCAGACUAGUUUAGCAUCAACAAAGUCAUAAGCAGCAACAAAAUGCAACUCUAUACAUAAACACUAUCUCUUGGAUACAUAUUUCAAUUUUUAUUCCGGUAAACAUUUCAUUAAUGUAAUUGGAUGUGUUAUGUAAUCUAAAUUCAAAAAAGC
Marchantia polymorpha subsp. ruderalis is the source of this 1856-nucleotide messenger RNA. NCBI's taxonomy places the organism in Eukaryota, Viridiplantae, Streptophyta, Marchantiopsida, Marchantiales, Marchantiaceae. The record is from the annotation of a GenBank genome assembly.